Molecule: messenger RNA, 964 nt
Organism: Aureobasidium subglaciale EXF-2481
Lineage: Eukaryota; Fungi; Ascomycota; Dothideomycetes; Dothideales; Saccotheciaceae
Exons: 1
Coding region: 249-806 (185 amino acids)
Source: RefSeq, a predicted model, not a curated record
GCUCUCCCAAAACGCCAUUCUAUUGGUUUCCGAGGGAGUCCCGCUAUCAAUGCAUACUUCAUGCGCGCCUUCAGCUCCUCGUCGUCCUCGAUGAAUCAAGAUCAAGCUGAUGCCGUUGGAAUGACGGGACUACUCUACCUCAUGGAAACAUUGAGGCCAUUGACGAAAGCGUUGUUGAGUGCUGGGCUGGCUACUGCAAGUACAGCGAUGGUCGAUGCGAGACCUUUGACCGAAGGUAAGCUGUUCGAAUGUUUCGAGCACAACGGCGCGCUCGCGAAGGCUGCAUGGUUGGGAAACUCUCGUUCGAACCAUCUGCGUAUCUCCAACCGCUUCCGCAGUUGCGUGAGAGUCAACUAGCCGACAUCUCGGUCACACAAUUCUGGCUGCUCAACCGACUGUGGGAGCUAUGUAUGUCGCAUGGGCUGCUAUUGGACUCGUCCGAUCAUGCUGAGUUGCAGUAUGAUUUUGCAUAUCAGGUUGUAAACGAGCUGCUGAAUGCUUGCGACAGCUUGAGUCUAUGUUCGAUGGAGGUUCAUGGCGUUGGCUUGGUUGAAAAGGUGUACGAUAUCGCCGUGAGCCUCAGCAAGGCCCUAAAUUCAUCAACACAGAUGACGCUUGACUCCGGCUAUCCGAGACUCGAUACGCUGGCUGAUCAAUCUGCAGAUCUUGAAUCCAGCGUAGAAUUGCUUUUGCAGAAACUAUGCGAGCUCAUCCAAAAAAUUCGUGGGGGAGACCACGCGUACGCAUCCAAGAUAGCAACAGUCUUGAGAUGCAUGCCGGACUAUGGCAAUCUAAUGGGUACUUGACGGCUCACACAACAGUCACCUAGUCCUUGCUCAUUCUUCUCGCUGCCGUCAUAGCCUUGGACUGCGUAGCAUCCACCAACGUAAUCCUCUCCAGAUUCGGCGAGACAGAUUCUGUAUCCCACCAUUCUCUAGUAGACGCACUGAACAAUUCCGUACCA